Molecule: messenger RNA, 2135 nt
Organism: Cyprinodon variegatus (sheepshead minnow)
Lineage: Eukaryota; Metazoa; Chordata; Actinopteri; Cyprinodontiformes; Cyprinodontidae
Product: ceramide synthase 5-like
Exons: 10
Coding region: 110-1261 (383 amino acids)
Biological process (GO): ceramide biosynthetic process
Cellular component (GO): membrane
Molecular function (GO): DNA binding; sphingosine N-acyltransferase activity
Source: RefSeq, a predicted model, not a curated record
UUUCCUCAUUGAGAGUUAGUAAUGCUGUUUAAGCUCAGCGAGGAGCCCGGGAGACAACGCUUCACCGACAACUUGCUUUACUUUGGGCUUCACUCUUCUCUGCUCCCCGAUGACUUCUUCUAUCUCCGCCUGGAUUUGGAGUGAGACUUUCUGGCUUCCUGAAAAUGUUUCGUGGGCAGACCUGGAGCAGCCAGCAGCUGGAGUGGAGUACCCCAGACUGCAGCAUAUGCUCUGCCAUGCCUUCCCUCUGGCUGCGGGGGUUUUACUACUCAGGAUGCUUUUCGAGAGGCUAGUGGCCAAACCCUGUGCCCACAUACUUCAGAUUCAGGCGGGAGUGCCCCGACGAGCUCAGCCUAACGCCGUCCUGGAGAGGCUCUAUCAGUCCAACACGUGCCCAGAUGCGAGACAAAUGGAGGGACUCUCCAAGCAGCUGGACUGGGAGGAACGGAAAAUUCAGAGAUGGUUUCGUGUCCGCCGGAACCAGGACAGGCCCAGCAUGCAGAAGAAGUUUUGUGAGAGCAUGUGGAGAUUCACCUUUUACCUGGUGAUUUUUAUCUAUGCCAUUAGCCAUUUGUGGACGUCACCUUGGAUGUGGGAUACUAGACACUGUUGGUACAACUACCCUUUUCAGCCUUUAAGUCCAGGACAAUACAACUACUAUGUUGCCGAGCUGGCUUUCUAUUGGUCUCUGAUGGUGUCCCAGUUCACAGAUAUUAAACGAAAGGAUUUCAUGAUCAUGCUUGUCCACCACCUGGCCACCAUAUUCCUCAUCACAAUCUCCUAUGGCAACAACAUGCUCAGAGCUGGUACUUUGGUCAUGUGUGUGCACGAUGCGUCAGACAUCUUCCUCGAGGCAGCCAAGUUGGCCAACUAUGCCAAAUACCAGAGGCUAUGUGACACCAUGUUUGUGGUGUUCAGCAUUAGCUUUUUCAUCGCACGGCUCGUCAUCUAUCCUUUCUGGAUUGUUCACAGCGUGCUGUUUGAGAGCUGGGAGAUUAUUGGGCCGUAUCGGGCCUGGUGGCUGUUGAACGGGCUUCUGCUGGUCCUGCAGGUUCUUCACAUCAUCUGGUUCUACACCAUCACCCGCAUUGCUGUCAAAGCUAUCUUCAAGGGAAAGGUAUCAAAAGACGAUCGUAGCGACAUAGAGAGCAGCACGGAUGAGGACAUUUCCUCCAACGGCAGUAAAAACUGCUGUCCACCUUCCAAACUGAAGGACAGCAGCCAUACCGGUGUUCUUAACGGAGAAACUCAUGACCACUGAGAGAAGAUCCUUUAUUCCAAAUGCUGUCCUUUACUUCAUGUGAGACCGACUCUGUGCCUUAUCACAGUGAACCUCGAUUUAUUUUUCCAAAGAUGAUGCAAAGAUGUUAAACUCCAUGGUUGGUGCACAGCCUUGGGACCCUGAAAUGUUUACAUCUGCUGUUUUUCUCACAAAGUACACAAACACAUGAGAAUUUCAGCAACUGAAGAACUGCUUACAAUGCUUUAUGCAUGUAAAUAGAUUUUCUUAUCGGCAAUGGUUUAUGUAUUUGAUUGCUGUGAAACAAAUCACUGCUUCCAUCGUAUUUGUUGUAUUAUAGUUAAAUAUGCUUGUGUGCUUUUGAUUUCAGACAUCCCAAAGGUUUCUCAAUUUGAAACAAAAAAAUGCAAUAAAUCCAGUGAUUCUGAUAUGCCAACUUUUAUCUUUCAACACCUUUAGCGUUUAAGCUAACAGAGCCUCAUUGACUAAGUUGCCUUAAUUUCCAAGGCGACUUUCUCAGAUCGUUUUCUGUUUUGUUGCUACAUGAAACCACAAAUAUACUGUUGGUACAUUUUUAUUUAUAAUAUACUAUAAGGCACAUUACACAGGUCCUGCUUAUGUGAGCAAAUCUUAGAUCUAUUAAAGCAUGGCUAUCCUGAACUGAGCGUCCUCCCCCUCUAGUUGGCUUCUAUGUUCCAUGGCAUCCAGAACAGCUCAAAGAUUGUUCAAUAAAUGAUGUGCAUCUUAAACAACAUUAAUAAGAUCAGGGUUCUGCAAACUUUAUAAUGUAAAGAGUCAUUUAGGAUUUCAGUACUGUUCACAAAACUUGCAAAGAUGACUAUUAAAAACAAAAAUUAACUUAUGUUUAAUAUCUUGCUCAUUUAAGGUUUUAAAA